Branchiostoma floridae (Florida lancelet) is the source of this 4358-nucleotide messenger RNA. RefSeq names its product dynein heavy chain 6, axonemal-like. Lineage: Eukaryota; Metazoa; Chordata; Leptocardii; Amphioxiformes; Branchiostomatidae. The record is from RefSeq and is a predicted model, not a curated record. Gene Ontology annotation, biological process: microtubule-based movement. Gene Ontology annotation, molecular function: minus-end-directed microtubule motor activity; dynein light intermediate chain binding; dynein intermediate chain binding. Gene Ontology annotation, cellular component: dynein complex.
GGUAAGGGAAGCAUCAAGUGACACCACUGAUGACCACAAGUGGGUGAUCUGUGACGGCCCUGUUGACGCUCUGUGGAUUGAAAACAUGAACACCGUGCUGGACGACAACAAGAUGCUGUGUCUGGCCAACAGUGAGCGGAUCAAGCUCUCCCCCUGGAUCCACAUGGUGUUUGAAGUACAGGACUUGGCUGUUGCCUCGCCUGCCACUGUCAGCAGAUGUGGCAUGGUGUAUGUGGACCCUGAUGAGCUGAGAUGGAGGCCCUACGUACAGAAAUGGAUGGCAGAACGAGGGGCCAAGUUCAAGGAGGAGACCCAGGCGUACAUCAUGGAUCUGUUUGACCAGUAUGUGGAGAAGGGUCUGCAGUUUGUCAACAAGAAAUGUGUGCAGGCCAUUAAUCAGGUUGACAUCAGUAAGGUGAAUACCCUAUGCUGCCUGUUAGAGUCCCUCCUAUUGGUUGGGAAGGAGGUAGACCUGAAGCAGGACCCUACCAAGCUCCACCCCCUCAUCUGUACUGUGUUUGUGUUCUGCUACCUGUGGUCGGUGGGAGGGAACCUGCUGGAGCAGUAUUUUGAUGCAUUUGAGACCUUUGUGCGACAACAGAUGGAGGACAACCCUGAUGCCAAGCUGUAUGCCGGAGGUGACUUGUGGAGUUGCUUCAUUGAUUUCGACUCCAAACGGAUGGACAUCUGGGAGAAGAGAGUCCCAGUCUUCAACUACUCCGCCGAGGUUCCGUUUUUCGAUAUCCUGGUUCCCACCAUCGACACAGUUCGCUUUGGUUACCUGCUGGAGAAACUGCUGGAUGUGGGGAGAUCAGUGCUGUACACCGGAACCACUGGUGUUGGCAAGUCUGUGAUAGCCCGAGCCAUUCUGAAUGACCUGGCUGAGCCUAAAAGCUACGUGCCCGUCACCAUCAACUUCUCAGCACAGAUGAGUCUGACCCAGGCCCGUCUGAAGCGCGCCGGGAAACUGACCACUGCCCUGGCCGACGAGCAGGACCGCUGGACAGUGAACGUUGCUGAGUUUGAGCGUGACCUGGGGAACGUUGUGGGGAAUGUGUUUGUGGCUGCAGCCUGUGUAGCGUACUACGGUGCCUUCACUAGCAUAUACCGACUGCAGCUUGUAGAUCACUGGGCUCAGAGGUGCCAGGAACUGGAGAUCCCUGUGUCACAGAACCUGUCCUUGUCAAGCGUCAUGGCAGAUCCGUACGAGAUCCGUCAGUGGAAUGUCGACGGGCUUCCACGUGACAAUGUCUCCAUUGAGAACGCCAUCAUGGUGACGCGGGGCCGGAGGUGGCCUCUCAUGAUCGACCCACAGGAGCAGGCUAAUCGCUGGGUGCGGAACAAGGAAGCAAGAAACGGGCUCAAGGUCAUCAAACUGACGGACAAGGACUUCCUGCGUACACUAGAGAACGCCAUCAGGUUGGGCAUGCCGGUACUGCUGGAGGAGCUUGGAGAAAUGCUGGAUCCCGCGCUGGAACCGAUCCUCCUGAAACAGACCUUCGUACAGGGUGGCAGGCUGCUGAUUCGUCUCGGAGACAGCGACGUCGACUACGACAAAAACUUCAAAUUCUACAUGACCACCAAGAUGGCCAAUCCACAUUACCUGCCUGAGGUGUGCAUCAAGGUCACCAUCAUCAACUUCACUGUCACCAAGUCUGGGCUGGAGGACCAGCUUCUGGGUGAUGUGACCAGUCUGGAGCGACCUGACCUGGAGGAACAGCGGAACCAGCUGAUCGUGAGGAUCAACGCCGACAAGAACCAGCUGAAGGCCAUCGAGGACCGCAUCCUCAAGCUGCUCUUCCACUCCCAGGGCAACAUCCUGGAUGAUGAGGAACUCAUCAACACGCUGAACGAAAGCAAGGUGACAUCUGGUGUAAUCAAUACUCGUCUGUCAGAAGCAGAGGAGACCGAAGCAAAGAUCACCACUGCACGUGAGAAGUACCGUCCUGUGUCGGCACGUGGCUCCACGAUGUACUUUGUGGUGGCUUCCCUGGCCGAGAUCGACCCCAUGUACCAGUUCUCUCUCAAGUACUUCAAGCAGCUGUUCAACAUGACCAUCGAACAGAGCGAGAAGAGUGAUGAUCUGAGUGUGAGACUGACCACUCUGCUUGACCAGACCACCAUCGCUAUCUACACCAACGUGUCCCGUGGCUUGUUUGAGGUGCACAAGCUGGUCUUCUCCUUCAUGCUGUGUGCGGAGAUCAUGCGGCAGGAGGGAACCAUCAAUGAUGUGGAGUGGAACUUCUUCCUGCGUGGUGCCGGCAGCAUGCAUCUACUACGCACCGGAGACGGAGACUCUUGCGUCGUACCGGCAGUACGUAGAGGAUCUGCCCAUCCUGGAUGACCCUGAGAUUUUCUGCAUGCACGACAAUGCCAACAUCUCUUUCCAGGUACAAGAGACAACAGCGCUAGUCAGUACAGUGCUGGAGGUUCAGCCGAGGUCCACAGGAGGGGGAGGGGGGAAGUCUGAUGACGACACCGUGUACGAGCUGGCAGAAACCAUCCUGGGGAAGCUGCCGGACAGCCUGGAUGUGGAGAAUGCUGACAGCUCCAUGUUUGAGCCGGACAGCAAGGGUCGGCUGAACUCGCUGACUACAGUGCUGGUACAGGAGGUGGACAGGUUCAACUCACUGCUGAAGGUUAUCAAGAACUCGCUGAAGCAGCUGCAGAAAGCCAUCAAAGGUCUGGUGGUGAUGUCAGAACAGCUGGAGAUGGUGUACGUGGCUUUCCUCAACAACCAGGUGCCUGGGCUGUGGGCCAACUCUGCGUACCCCUCCCUCAAACCACUGGCUUCAUGGGUACAGGAUCUCAUCUAUAGGACUUCCUUCAUUGACAACUGGAUCCGACAAGGUCUUCCCAAGUCUUAUUGGCUCUCCGGAUUUUUCUUCCCACAAGGCUUCCUGACAGGCACACUGCAGAACUAUGCCAGGAGGUACGACUAUCCCAUCGAUGCGCUGAGCUUCCAGUUCAAAGUGAUACCGCACUACCGCGCACAGGCAGACGUCUACGAAGCACAGAAAAAUCUGCAGUUUGGUGAGGAGAUGGAGCUAGACAAAGAGAUUGAUUCCCCCCAAGAUGGCGUCCUUGUUCACGGCCUGUUCUUCGACUGCGCCCGCUGGGACGACGAGAACUGCGUGGUGGGAGACGCACUGAAGGGAACGAUGAACGCGCCAUUACCCAUCAUGCACAUGGAACCACGCAUGAACUACAGUCCUGAUGCCACGGACUACCCCUGUCCGCUCUAUAAAACAUCGGCUAGGGCUGGAGUCUUGUCCACUACUGGUCAUUCCACCAACUUCGUCGUCCCUGUCUACCUUCCCUCAAGCCAGCCGGCUGACUACUGGGUCAGCAUGGGAACAGCACUGCUGUGUCAGCUGAACGAGUAGAGUGUGUGCUGUCAAACUUAGCAAAUCUGUGUACACUUACCUGUGACACAAGAAUCUCAAUGAUUGAUUCUUUAGAAUUUUGUAAAUAGGAAAAAUGUGCCUCAUAGCUGUCAGUGCCUUAUUCAUGUAGGAAUUCAGUGCCUGGUACAUAGAAUUCUAUUUGUUGUACAAAGAAUGUGCCUGAGUUAUGUUGUCAUUGCUGAAGUUUGCUGACAUUUUGAGUCCUUUGUAUAAUGUUAUCCAGCACUUGCACUCUAUCUCAAGUGAUAUAGAUCUGUUUUGACAACCACAUCUUUGUGAAGUUGUAUUUUUGUACUUGCAUAAUUUGUGUUUUGAUUGAGAAUUGCCACUUUGUAAACAUCCAGCAUUUACUCAAUAUAAGAAUUCUUGAUAGCAAUUAUGAAGUAUAGAACAGUACAUGUGUUAGUGCCAAGGACUCUGUAAUAGUACAUCAAGAGGCUAUAGGUGUUGUUAUUUUCUACCCAAUUUUAAGGGGGAAACCUCUUAAAAGAUAUAUAUCUCAAUCCCAAAUUGUUACUAAAACUAUGCUAUUAUUAAAAUUACUCCACAAUGUGUAAAGUAAAGAUUGCUGCUAUUUGUGUGCACAUUUUUGACACACUUCUUACCCUACUAAAUGCCUAUUUCAGUUAUAUGGUGUGUUAUUCUUUUCAAUUGUGUCAAUUCUGAUUGGUUAUUAUAAGAUAUGCAUAUAGAGUGAGUUUUGUUGUGUGAAGAGCACUUAAUGGUGAUUGGAUUUUGUGUAUAUUUGUUAUGACAGUAAGAAAUCUGGGUUAACAUGUAUGAAAAAAAAAAUUACCAACUUUGUUGUGUGUAAAUUUUGUUCAACAUAGCUUGUACUCGAUGCUAGACUGUAAAUGUUUUGAUGAAGAAAGAAUGUACAUUGUAUUUUUCUGAUACACCGUUUUCUUGCUGCACUGUCAAGGUAAGGUUGAUUAAACUGGGAAACUGUCA